Messenger RNA from Dentiscutata heterogama, 583 nucleotides. The record is from the annotation of a GenBank genome assembly. Lineage: Eukaryota; Fungi; Glomeromycota; Glomeromycetes; Diversisporales; Gigasporaceae.
GAUCAAGCAUUCAUAUUUGUUUAUUGAACCUUUCGAGCCAAUUGUGCAUGGAACUUUUGGUGUCGAUCAAUAUAAAUUUUGGUAUAUAAUAGAUCAAAUAAGAGACUUUUUUAGUGAAAUAAAGUCAGGAUAUCGUGGGUUCGGACAUCCAGAUUAUGAUGGUCGUGGAUUCGGGUAUUCAAAAUAUGAUCUAUUGCACAUUGCUAAGCCGUUUUAUGAUCCAAUUACUCCAAAAGCGAAAAAUUUAGAAGCUUGGAAGGAAGAUUGGAAGAAUUACAAUCAAGAAUUGUACAAUAAGAUGGUCCAAGAAAAACUUAAUUUGAACUGGAUUGAAUUUUGUAGCAGAUUUAAUCAAUGUAAAACGUUAGAAACAAUUCCAAAUGAAAACUAUUCAAAUAUUUACUCAAUAACAACAUAUUGGAGGAAAUCAUAUGACAAUUUGGCUUUGAUAUUCGAAGAUAAUAUUCCAAAAGAAAAAAUACUCGAAAAAUUGAGAUGUUCAAACAUUAUGAUUAAUUAUUUUCAAGAAGCUAAUAAUGAAGAUAUUUUGAAAUUAACAAGUUGUUUAAAGGAAGAUAUGUAA